CAUGCCUCUCUGGUGUUACAAAAUGCCAGAAAUCGCUUCUUUUGCAAAACAAAAGUUAAGUAAAUCUACUUAAUUGUUGCGUUAGAGCGAACUGUCAGCAAUAAGGGUAUAAUUAAAAUUGAGCCAUCCGGUCUCGAAAAAAAUUUUUUCAAUCUUUUAUUUCACCUUUCCUGUCAGUAUUACAAUGGUGAAAAAGGCUGCAGUCUUGCGAGGAAGCACAUACUCACUCGAAAUGUUUGUCUGACGUUAAAUGCUUGGAAUAAUGUGUCCUUGAAGUUGUCAUAUUGCAUAUCGUUCUUCGAUAUUUUCUUUGGUUCAGUUUAAGAACUGAUUUGUGAUAUCUUCAGUCUAUAGUUCAAUCGACAGCCUACCGUUUGCACUUGUCCCUCGCAUUUCGAAGUGAAUCGGCUAAUCCGUUUACGAAUCGUUCGUCAAAAACCAACUGCGUGGUAGAGGUGUUUCCCUUUUUAAAAUCGCUGUAUAAGUUAAAUUGCCGUUAACUUUAAACCUUAAAUGGCAGCCUGUGUUUCAGGAGGCCAGCUUCAGGAAGCUCUAGUUGAAAGAAGAAGCGCGAAAAUUCGUGCGUGGCUUUUAACUCUGGUUGACCAAAAUUUUGUUUUGUCCAAAAUAAGGUGCUUUUAGGAUUCGUGGUUUACACCAUACAGCUGUAGUUCCAUUUGAAAUAUUGACGGCGUUUAUAAAAGAAAUAACCUGUCAUUGUAGGUAACCUUCAGCACUGUGAAUUUAUUUCUCGUUUUGUCAUUUGAUUAUGGUGUGUGUGGCUCUGAACAGACAUCCGGCGUUGUUUUUAACUUUACUGCGUUUUGAGCGGUAAAAAGUGAACGCCAAAAUGGGUGUUGGAGUAUUGUGCUCGACUUUAACACUUUUAACGCGGUCUGCCACUCAUGCGGAUAGCUCGUAUGUGAAUUUUGUAAACAAAGCACGGAGUGUCUUAAAAGAUAUCUAAAAUUGCACGCUUAAGAAGGGAUUAUUUAGUGUUGACCGCAUUUACAUCGAAAUAAAAGUUAAACUGGGGUUCCUUGCGUAGCCUGUCCUAGUUUGGGACAGACAAGUUGAGGCCCUGAAUUUAAAGCGAGCAUCACUUUAGCAAUAUUUGUCCAUUUCAAAACAACUUUCAUUGAUGAAUGCAACACAAAGGGAAGCAACAUUUUGUGUUAUAUCGAUUUCCCUGAGGACUUGUGCCCCGCCCACCUAGGUAGUUCGUCCAAUCAUGCCACAGAGCACCCUAAUUAUCAUGUCAUGUUAUAUUGGCCUAUUUGUAACCUGCGAGAGUUCGAACAACUUUGAGUAUAUAGCGGGUGGUUUUUGGUCAGGCCCAAAGUCGCUCUAAAUACUUUAAACAGCCCUUGCCGCACUGUCUUCGUCCUAACCUUGUCAACCUCUCGCCAGAUGACCACUGCUUGCGAGGAGAAGUCUGCGGCGAAUUUUACUCGCGAAGUUGGCGAGCAGUCUUCGGUACACGGUGAGAAAUGCGCAGGUUGCAAAGGCAGAAUUAUGGAUAGAUACCUGGUUAAAGUCAGCGGCAAAGCUUGGCACACGGGUUGUCUGAAAUGCUGUAUAUGUGGACUGGAACUCGGCAAGGAAGCAACGUGUUAUACCAAAGAAGACAAAAUUUACUGCAAAACCGACUACGCGAGACAGUUCGGCACGAAAUGUGCUCGAUGCGGACGAAGUAUCCACGCCAACGAUUGGGUGAGGCGCGCGCGAAGCAGCGUGUACCACCUCGCGUGUUUCGCGUGCGACGCGUGCAAACGGCAACUUUCCACCGGCGAGGAGUUCGCGCUCAAGGAAGGACACGUUCUCUGUAAAUUACACUACAUGGAGAGUCUGGAAGUCUUCCCAUCCGACAACUCUUCGCAAGAAGUGACCCUUUCGUUCUGCACUCAAAGUGAUGGAGGGAUUGAGGACAUGAUACAAGAUGCUGAUAGCGAAGACUCGCCCUCAAGCGGAGGAAUUCUGAAGUGCCAUAAAACCAAACGAGUGCGCACCACAUUCACCGAGGAACAACUUCAAAUCCUACAGGCUAACUUCAACAUCGACUCCAAUCCCGACGGGCAGGACCUGGAACGAAUCGCCCAGCUAACCGGUCUUAGCAAGAGAGUCACGCAAGUGUGGUUUCAAAACUCGCGCGCGAGACAGAAAAAGUACGGUACGCCACUGUUCUCUGCAAGUCCAAGAACGCCGAGCUCUGCUAGCUUUUGAUCCUUGGAAGGGAUCCUAGAUUAUAAAGAAUUUAAAUAUCCAUGCCAUCAGCAUUUAUCACAGCAUCCCGCGCGCAACAGUUACGUCAGUCAGUCAGUUUACAGUCCUCCAGACCAAAAGCGAACAUCACCAGGACAACUGAGAAGGAACCGCUGCUGUUUACGUUGUAACCUAACAAAAAUAUCACCCACUUAGUGGCUGUGAACAUGGGAGAAGUUCUGAAAUGUUGGUUUUAAACAAUUCUUAUUUUGACGGCGGCCAAGAAAAAAAAAGCUUAAAAACGUUUGAAUUUAGAAUUCAAAGCGACUUUUAUCUUUCGAUCGUGAGAUCGCGGUCCACCUAUAGGGCUGGAGAUAGGGGUGGGAGGUUAAACAGGCUGUUAACUUGUAAAUCAUGGCAAGUUCUAAACUGACCAUUAACAUUUGAAUUGCUAGUCUUGUAAUUUCAGUAAGUUUAUAGUCCAAAACGCAUAGAGUAACUUGGUUCGACUUGGCUCUUGGUUUUGACGCAGAACAGGACUGGCUCGUGUUCUCUUACAAAGCCUGCCAUCGAAACGUUGUAAUAUAUUGCCCAAAACAUAAACCAAAUAUUUAACGCUCUUAUUCAAGAAACGAAUGUACUAUAAAUAAAAGAUAGUUGGUAGCUAAGUGUAAAUUUUGUCCAUACAAUAUCAAAGUGCCUCCUAGACGAGGUGAUAAAUUGAGAGCUAGCUGCAGUGCACCUGGUGCCUUUGCAAGUUGCUAUUAAAAAAGUCUUACUUCUCUCAAAA
Orbicella faveolata is the source of this 2992-nucleotide messenger RNA. RefSeq names its product LIM/homeobox protein Awh-like. The record is from RefSeq and is a predicted model, not a curated record. NCBI's taxonomy places the organism in Eukaryota, Metazoa, Cnidaria, Anthozoa, Scleractinia, Merulinidae. Gene Ontology annotation, biological process: regulation of transcription by RNA polymerase II; neuron differentiation. Gene Ontology annotation, cellular component: nucleus. Gene Ontology annotation, molecular function: DNA-binding transcription factor activity, RNA polymerase II-specific; RNA polymerase II transcription regulatory region sequence-specific DNA binding.